Mesorhabditis spiculigera is the source of this 438-nucleotide messenger RNA. Lineage: Eukaryota; Metazoa; Nematoda; Chromadorea; Rhabditida; Rhabditidae. The record is from the annotation of a GenBank genome assembly.
AUGCCAGCGGCUAACCCGAAUCCAUUCCAAUUCCCCAACCACCAAAUUCAGGAAAUGGCUUCCGGAUCGUAUGACGUGCAGAAGAAGCGCACCUCCCGAAUAUGCCCCACUAUGAAGACUUUCUGCCUGUUUUUACUAGCCAUCCUCAUCGCGAUCGUCAUCUCAUUUUGCGCUCUAUACUAUGCUCAACUAAUCAAGUGGAGCACGCAAGCCUGGGACGACUUCAAGGAUACCGCCAAUGGAACAGCUAAGGGCCGCCGCCUCAAAUUUCUCUACACCCGUAAUACCGUAGACCAUGAGCUACCGUACGCCUAUUCGACGGAUUUCCAGAAAAAGUUAGGGAUGACGUAUGAGAAAGCCUGGAAAAAGUGCACGACAGUGGAGACAUACGAAGAUAACUUUUGCCGCUGGGUCACUUACUACGAACAAUAUGAAAAG